Messenger RNA from Thecamonas trahens ATCC 50062, 3692 nucleotides. Its product is annotated as DEAD/DEAH box family ATP-dependent RNA helicase. Bases 1 to 3576 code for a protein of 1191 amino acids. The transcript is spliced from 2 exons. Lineage: Eukaryota; Apusomonadida; Apusomonadidae. Gene Ontology annotation, molecular function: ATP binding; nucleic acid binding. The record is from RefSeq and is a predicted model, not a curated record.
AUGGACGACGAUGACGAUGGGCUGGUGCCGGUGCCGGCGGCGCGGCCUCGGCGGCUGCUGGACUCACGGAAGCGGAAAAGGGGCAGGAGAGGGGCAGCCGUCGAGGGCGAGGGCACAGGUACAGAGACAGCGUCGAGCGCUGGCGGUGCCGGCGAGGAGGCGCGCCCGUCGCCGGCCCGGAAGCGUGCAAGGCAUCUCCCAACCACGACCUUUUUGGACGACCGCCCGGUCAGAACCGACACGACGCGGUCGCGGGCGGCAGUCGAGGCUUCGCUCCCGCUGCCGCCGGCGUACCGCGAGCUGUGCGAGGUGUACGUGGCGGCACGGGUGACGGCCGAGGCGUGCAGCAAGCUCAAGCUCCGGCCGACCUUUUCACGGAUCGCCGCCAUGGUACGCGACUCGUCGAACGGGCAGGUCAUCCUCCGCCCUCAACACGUGGUGGCGUGGGCGGCGCAUGCGCCGCAGGUCAUCCGGCUCGCCCCGCGCGAGGUCCACGACCCAGGCUCGGCGAGCGGCAACGGCAAGGUGCCGGGCGUCGAGCUCAUCUUUGGCUCGCAGGCUGGGUCGAGCGGCAGGUCACGCGCGGUCACGCUUGGUCGUGGUGUCGACGAUCUGCAAGCUGCCAUGCUUCGAUCGGUCCACGCCGCUCACGGCGCCCUGCUGAUCAGCCUCGACCCGGUGCUCGAGGCCAAGCCGGCCGAGGCAAAGGCCAUCUCGUUUGCGUACGUGGCGAGGCACCGCUCAUGGCAUCCGGCCUUUGCCGCCCUCCUUCCGGCCCUCUUCAGAGACAUGCUGCCGUACGAGGCCAAGAGCUCGGAGGCACGGCCUGGGCUCGAGCACGCAGACCUGCUCCGCGGCAUUGCUGUCGCUCGCGAGAUGGCCGCCAAGGGCCUUGUCGUCUCGCCGCACACUGCUGUCGCCGCCCUAGCCUCGGACAUUGUUCACGAGCGGCUGGGGUGCAAGCUCGGGCCGAAAGAUCUCACCAUCCGUGAGUUUAUGGCGCACGUCCAAGAGGCCACGGUGUAUUCGGGCCAGCUGACGUACAGCGAGGUCCAGCCGCCGGUGGCAGCGUCGCUGGUCUCAUUUUCACGCGCCGAGACCGAGAUGGGCGUGCGGCUUGGGACAGCGCUCAUCAACGCGUACUCGCUCUCCGGCAUCGAGUCGCUGUACUCGCACCAAGCGCUGGCGCUGCAGGCGCUGAUGCGCGACGGGCGCAACGUGAUUGUGACCACGGCAACUGACUCUGGCAAGUCGCUCAUUUUCCACGCUCCUGUCGUGACCGGCCUGCUCGACGCCGCCGGUGGACGCGAGCCGGCUGCCCUGUACAUCUAUCCGACCAAGGCGCUGGCCCAAGAUCAGCUGCGGUCGAUCCGCCAGCUGCUGGCGAGCGAGUCACUUGUCGCCUCUGGCCUCGACAACGUUGUUGUCGACACGUACGACGCCGACACUUCGCGCAAGCUCCGACCGGGCCUCCGCACCAAGGCCUCGGUCAUUCUCACUAAUCCGGACAUGAUACAUGCCUCGCUCCUCGGGCACCACGAUUUGUGGGCUUCAUUCUUUGCGCGACUCAAGUAUGUGGUCCUUGACGAGGCUCACUACUACCACGGGGUUCUCGGCUCGCACGUGGCGCUCAUUCUCCGGCGGCUCCUGCGGGUCUUCCGCCAUCACGCGCCUGGCGCACCCGACCCGCAGUUCAUCAUGUGCUCGGCAACAAUUGCCAACCCGCAGGCGCACGCCCAGGCUCUUGUCCCACUUCCCUUUGUUGCGGUCACCGCUGACGGUGCGCCGCGCGGCGAGCGAACGUUUGCGGUGUGGGAUGCGGCGGCGGCGGCGGCGGCGCGGGCGGCGGCCGGGGCCGGCAACGUGUCGGCGGUUGGCUCGCCGUUCAAGGAGGCUGCCUUUCUCUUUGCCGAGCUUGUCCGCCACGGGCUGCCGGUCAUCUCGUUCAUCGACUCGCGGAAGGCCGCAGAGCUCGCACUAAUGCAGGCGCGCGAGCUCCUUGCAGACGAGGGUCUUGACAAGGUUAUCGAUGUCUACCGCGCAGGCUUUCUUCCCGGCCGGCGGCGGCAGCUGGAGAGCCAGCUCUUCCGCGGCGAGCUUCUCGGAGUGACCGCAACCAAUGCGCUCGAGCUCGGCGUUGACAUUGGGACGCUGUCGGCAACGCUGACCGUCGGCAUUCCGGGCUCGGUGGCCAGCCUCCGGCAGCAGAUGGGCCGAGCCGGACGUAACGCCACCGAUGCCCUCGGUGUCUUUCUCCCGUUCUCCGAUCCGUACAACCAAUAUUAUGCGGCAAAUCCGUCAGCGCUGCUCCACGACGAGCUCGAGGAGCUUGUUCUCAAUCCGACAAACGCCACGCUACUCAAGCUCCACCUUGCAUGCGCGGCGGCAGAGCUCGGGCUCGACGCUGCAGGCCUGCACCACGAGCUGCAGGCACACGGAGUGGUACUGGCCGGUGUCGCACACCCGGCAGAGGGCGCGCCGGCCGUAGACAACGCAGACACGAUGCUCUUUUCGCGCGAGCCGUACGCAGCGGCGCUGGCAGCUCUGAUCGCCGAUGGCAGUGCUAGCCAGCCGAUUGUGACCGCCGGCCGCGCAAUUGUAGAGUACUCGGGUCACGAGAGUGAGCCGCAGCGCGCGUUCUCGAUCCGGUCGUACACCGGAGCCGACUUUCGUGUCAUCAACACGGCGAGCGGCGAGACGGUCGAGGUGCUUGAUUCAUUCGACGCCAUCAUGCGCGUGUAUCCAGACGCGGUGUACCUGUCGGAGGGCGCGUCGCACAUCGUGACGCGGUUCGACGCGCUCAACUCGUGUGCGUGGAUCACCCCGGCCGAUGUCGACUACUACACCGAGGCUGUAGACCACAAGGCGGCGCGCGACCACGCGCCGGUCGCGCGAAAGAUGAUGGCAGUCGGGACUGAGACAGUCAAGGCCGGCUGGGGCCCGGCCGACGUCACCAUGUACGUCAACUACAUCCGCAAGCGGUGGAAGGCAACAACCGUGGUCUUUGACAAGAUCAAGGUCCUCCCGCCGCUGCCGCCGACCGUCUACGCCACCACCGUCGUCUGGUUCACCAUUCCGGCGUCGGCCAUUGCCGAGCUCGAGGCCGCCGACAUCAACGUUCACGAAGCCAUCCACGCCUACGAGCAUCUCUGCCUCUCGCUUGCGCCGCUCUUUUGCACCAUCGACCGCAAGGACAUCGGCGGCACGCUCUGUGACCGCUCGCUGCUCUCGGCCCACGCGCCGCGGAUCAUGAUGUUUGACGCCAUACCGGGCGGCAUCGGCAUUGCCCCGACGCUCUACGAGGCCCUGGAACAGCUAUGGGCCGCCGCCGCCAAGGUCCUGGCCUCGUGUCCAUGCAAGUCGGGCUGUCCGCGGUGCGUCCACCGCCCAGGCUGCGGCGAGCACAAUCACCUGCUCUCCAAGGCAGGCGCUCGGAGCCUCUCCAAGUGGUUUUCGCCAACAUCCCCAUCCUCGGGUGGUAGUCGUAGUGCGUCUGCAGGAGGCUUUGUCGUUGACGAUGACAACGAUGGCGAUCGACCGCAGCAGCGCCGCCAAGCGCAAAGAAAGAGAGCCUAGCUGUCAAUGGGCUGUCGCGAAAUGGACACUCUCCCCGCCAUUGUGUCCGUAGCCCCGUCAACUCUGGCCCCUGUCGGGACGCCAACACACACUCCCGACCUCGGUCCAGCUCCCUC